Symbiodinium natans is the source of this 1092-nucleotide messenger RNA. NCBI's taxonomy places the organism in Eukaryota, Dinophyceae, Suessiales, Symbiodiniaceae. The record is from the annotation of a GenBank genome assembly.
AUGAAGUGGACAAAGAAGGCUGUAGGCACGGGCAAGGCGAAUUUUCCAGUGCAGUACGAUCUCAGCGGCAGAGUGGACGUCAUUGUUAAGGGCUCCAAGACCCAAGUCAUCGGCGAUUGCGCGUUUUUCUUGCUGCGCACUUCGUGGACUAAAUUUCUCUGCUGCCUGGUGGGCUCGUAUCUGCUUUUAAUCAUCGGCUUUGCGUGCGUUUACAUCGCUGAGGAGGGGGGCAUUGAGUGCUUAAUCAAGGAGGAGUCCUGUGACAUCUGGGAUGCACUCAACCUCUCCGUUCACAGCAUGUCCACCAUCGGCUUUGGCUCCAUUGUCCCUCAUUCGGCCCUUGCCAACUUCGCAGUUGCCAUCGAGUUCUGGGUUGCCGUUCUUAUGGGGGCCACAGCUGGGGGACUUCUCUUCUCCCGUGUCAGCACCGCGAGCAGCAGGGUGGCCUUCUCGGACGUCGCCUUGGUGACCACGAUUCGUGGCUCCCCAACAGUCACGCUGCGGAUUGUCAACGAACGCCCAUUCAGCUCCCUGUUCGACGUGACCUGCCGAGUCAGUGCCCUGGUUAAAGAUCCCAAAGCCGGCAUGCGCGUCCUGGUGCCUUGCGAGCUCGAGCGUAGCACGAACAUGAUGUUCCGAGCCGUCUGGAAUGUCAUGCACCGGCUGGAUGAGAAGAGCCCUCUUCAUGGCUUGGACGAGACCAACUUCGAAGAGAAGUUCUUGGCCUUUGUAGUGCAGAUCGAGGGAACAGAUCAGACCUACAUGCAGAAGGUUUUUGCCAACAAGUGCUACUACCCAACAGACUUCCGCUUCAACGAGUCCUUUGAGGACAUCAUGACCAUGGGCUCGAACACCAUCACCGUGGAUCUGACCGGAUUGAGCAAAACCCGGGAGGUAGAUGAGAAGAACAGGCUGAGCUUCCUCAGAGCGAACACCUUCUCGCCCGACGAGGCCAAGAAGAUGAAUGCCUUUGCCGGUCGGAGCGCAUCUGAGGAGUCCACACGCUUGUCGCCUGACAUGCCAGAUUCGGAGAAGCUUGAGGGGGAGGAGCGGCUGGAUCAAGAUCAGCAAGUCUACACGGCGGCCUGUUGA